UUUCAGAGGUGAGGUAAAAAAAUCGGAAUCAAUACAUUGUAAAAUAAAAGUGCAAAAAAAAAAAAUACAAGAGUGGAGAGAAUCUGCUCUAAAAAAAAAGGCCAACGUAACUUAACGUAACACGCCUUGACGUCAUCACGCAGACCCCAAAUGAGCUUGGGUUGCUGUUUUCACCGAACCACCAGCAGCAGCAGCCAACGGGCAGAGAAGAAGGAGCAGAGAGUCAACACACAGAGCCGCACUUUAACCACCUCUCUGUGUUUAUGCCAUUUAUUAGAGGCUUUCUGUCGAUGAUAACUCCUCACACCUUUAUGGUACCUUCCACCGUGUUAUCCUCGCGUUAGCUGCGUGCUUUAUUAACCUGUAACCGGAUGGAGUCCUUGUUCAAACGAUCGGUAACGGACAAGAGAUCAUCCAGCUAAUGUUAGCUAGCCGCGGACUGCACGGUGUAGAGAGAGAGAGGAGAACUGCUGCUGACGGACACACGGACACGGACACUCACCUAAACAAUGGGCCUCAUAUUCGCCAAACUGUGGAGCUUCUUCUGUAACCAAGAGCACAAGGUGAUAAUCGUCGGACUAGAUAACGCAGGGAAAACCACCAUCCUCUACCAGUUUCUGAUGAAUGAGGUCGUCCACACGUCGCCCACCAUCGGAAGCAACGUGGAGGAGAUAGUGGUGAAGAACACUCACUUUCUGAUGUGGGACAUAGGAGGGCAGGAGUCUCUCCGGUCCUCCUGGAACACCUACUACUCCAAUACAGAGUUCAUCAUUCUGGUGGUGGACAGCACAGACAGAGAGAGGCUGGCCAUCUCUAAAGAGGAGCUCUACAGGAUGCUGGCUCAUGAGGACCUGCGGAAAGCAGCUGUGUUGAUAUUUGCCAAUAAGCAGGAUAUGAAGGACUGUAUGUCUGCAGCGGAGAUCUCCAAAUACCUCACCCUGAGCUCCAUCAAAGACCACCCCUGGCACAUACAGUCCUGCUGUGCACUUACAGGAGAGGGUUUAUGCCAAGGCCUCGAGUGGAUGACCUCGAGGGCUGGACUCAGAUAGCCCCUCCCUGAGCCGUCGAUGGCCUGACUACCUGCACCACCCACACGGUGGCAACAAACAACAGUUUGUCCUUACCGGCUUAUUGUUACUUUUUAUUUUUUUAAUGACAAACUUGGACUUUGACCUCUGGAGACGGCACAAGACGGAGGAGCAUUGACACCUACCACAGCUUAAUUGUUACAGUGGAGCCGGUGUUUCUCUCCCAGUCGAUGGAAACGUGACCAGAACUGAUGAUGACUGGUUAUGUGGAACGAGAAGUCGCUUUUAUGGUAAAGGAGGAGGAGAAGAUCAUUUCAGUAAGUUUGUCCAAGUGCAAAGCAGGGCUGCACUGGACAUCAUUUACACCACAUAUCAUGUUACGUCACACUAUAUCAUAUCAAGAGAAUGCCAUAAACAUCACUUUGGUGCAGCUCUAUUAAUAUUAUUAUCAUUUUUUUUUUUUUGCCUCUUUAAGUUUGUUCAUGUUCAGGUAAAAAUUGACGGAACAAACAAAGGGAUUACAAGCAGUAUUGUAAAACCAGUUUUGAUGGGAGUGGUGGCACGAGGGAGUUUUUCAGAAUAAUGUUCACGUCGGGGUUUUUUUCCGUUCUCAUUUCUAGCACAGACAUUAAUAUCUGUUACACAUGAUUUCAGUUUCAUAAGCUACAUUGUUGGUGGUUAUUCUCACACUAGAACAUAUUGAAAUGUGGUCAAAUAUGACUUUAUUACCUUUAUGUUAUUGAGCUAAAUGGUGCAGAGUGUUGGCAUGCCAACCUUUUCCUAAAACUGACCAUCACUUGAGCCAUUUAUUGAAUUUUUCAAAGCAUUAAAUGGCUGAAACAUCAUUAUUUCAAAUGCAACUACAGCGCUCCGUUUUGAUAACAGUAUUUUAAAUUUAAACACUACGUUUUGUCAAUGAUGCAUUUAUGAUUUUUAUUUAAUUUUAUUCAUUUUUAUUUUUGCUUAUUUUAUUUUUUGCGAGUUAGCAUAUAGACCUGUUUUUGUAUUAACAGAUGACCAUUGGUGCUCUGCAGGUGUGUGUGUGAGACUGAUCCACAGCAUCCUCAUAUAUAAACAUUUCAUUCAUUUUCUGCAGCCUUUUUGGCGCAUAUUCCUCUUUAAACAUUUUGUACUUUUUCAACAAAGGGAUCAGAAUAAGCCACCAUCAAAAAGGUGCCACGCAUUUAUGGGGAAGUUGUUACUCAUCAGCCAUCCUGGACUUGAAGGUUCGGUGGUUUAGUAGCAUUGCGAUGAUCUUAAGUCAAUAUAGUAUCAUAUAGUUAAAAUACUUGAUCCUCAGCCUUAACCAUGCUUUUGUGAGUGUCUGGAGGACUGUAUGUGUAUGAAUCUGACAGUGUGCCCAUGAUAUUUCACCAUCGUUUCCCUCUUUGACUCGGUAUAAAAAAAUUCCUUGAACCUGGUAACAGAUCUAUGCACGCGUCACUUUGAAACCAUGUCUACCUUUUGCAAGUUCCUCAGUGGCCAAAAAGGAGGAGGUACAUGAGUUUCAUUGAGUCUGAAUCCAAAUAGUGAUGAAGAACUGGUGUCCAUCUUGGUGAGGGAGUGCCUCUGGGUCUCUGGAGUAUACUUUGUUGUGGGACGAGAUAACUGUGCAGCCCCCAGACUCUUUGCAGCAUCAAGAUUUACAGCUUUUACCUUGAUCUCACAAAGCAAGGGAACUGAUCUUAUACUGUCAGUGUGGUGUGUCCAGUCUGGGUCAUGUACUGUAUUUUAAAUUUGUUUUCAAUAAAAGUUUGUUUGAACUUUGA
Molecule: messenger RNA, 2797 nt
Organism: Sebastes umbrosus (honeycomb rockfish)
Lineage: Eukaryota; Metazoa; Chordata; Actinopteri; Perciformes; Sebastidae
Gene: arl8
Product: ADP-ribosylation factor-like 8
Exons: 6
Coding region: 510-1049 (179 amino acids)
Biological process (GO): intracellular protein transport; protein localization to Golgi membrane; vesicle-mediated transport
Cellular component (GO): trans-Golgi network; cytoplasm
Molecular function (GO): GTP binding; GTPase activity
Source: RefSeq, a predicted model, not a curated record